This is a messenger RNA of Diversispora eburnea, 1395 nucleotides long. The record is from the annotation of a GenBank genome assembly. Lineage: Eukaryota; Fungi; Glomeromycota; Glomeromycetes; Diversisporales; Diversisporaceae.
AUGAAUUCGAAAUCAUCUAAUGUUUUUCUUAUAUUGUUCUUUACUAUAAAUUGGUUAGUAGCAACGGUUUUUUGCUAUAAACCAAGUUCACGACAAUAUCAAAGUAGUGUUCUUAUUGGCUCCAAGAUUUAUUAUUUUGGGGGUUUGUCACCAAGUGGUUCAAAAAGAAAGAAUGAUGCACUUUAUUUUAAUGUAGAUACUUCUGAAUUUACUGCUGUUGAUGAUAUCCCCGCUUAUAUUCAUCACUCUUCUCCAGUGGUUCAUCCUGAAGACGAAAAUACUUGUUUAUUGAUUGGAGGUGAUUAUACAUCUUCCGAAACAGGAUAUGAUUAUAAGAGUCCAAAUCAAACCUAUAAAUUUGAUACCAAAACUUCCGAGUGGUCCAUAGAAGAAACUUCCAAUGAACCUUCUGUGUUCUCUACGCACUAUUUGACAAGAGGUGUAUCAGAUAAUAAUGGAUUUAUUUAUUUUUUUGCCCACGAGUAUUCUUCAAUUCAUUCUUUUAUUAAACUUGAUAUUAAUGCGAUGUCUUGGUCAAGCUUCAACAACUCUGGAGAUCCUCUUAAAGAAUUCUCUGAAAGAUUUUUAAUAAGACAUAUGAAUGAUCUUUUGUUUUUUGAUAUCAAUUCAUCAAAAUGGUCUACAGCUACUGCACAAGGUGAAGAUAUUGAUGGUCGUUUCGAUCAUACCGCUGUAUUAACGAGUGAUGAACGUCUUAUUAUUUAUGGUGGUAGUUCUAGUUCGGGUUUGGCAAAUGAAGGACCUAAUCCUACUCUAGCAGUAUUAAAGAUAGGAUCUUCAUCUUAUGAAUGGUCUAUUCCAAGUAGCGAUGAUGAAUCUCAUCCACCCCUAACUGGUCAUUCGGCGACUAUUUACGGAGAAAAAAUGUAUAUUGCAUUUGGUAUUGAUCCAUACACCGAAAAUGCUAAAGAUGAAACUAUAUUGGCUUUUAAUGCAAAUGAUUUUUCUCGGAUAGCUCCUAAAAAAUCAAAAUUAAAACUUAUACUUGGAAUUUCUCUUGGUCUUACUGCUGGGUUACUUAUUAUAGGAGGGAUAGGAGGAUACUAUUUCUGUCGAAAACGAAAAAACAGGCAAAAUAAUGAAGAAAUUUUUAUAGAUGAUAAUGAUUUCAUUGACGACCAAGAUAUUGGAGUUUAUCGAAAUCCCUUGGUUACCAGAAAUGAUGUUGAUAAUAAUAAUCCUGGAUAUAAUCCUAGAUAUAAUCCCGGAUAUUCCAACAAUCCCAAUAAUCCUGGAUAUGUCAAUAAUCCUCGUUAUAAUAGUAAUUCUGGCAAUCCUGGAUAUGUCAAUAAUUCUCCCAGAUAUGUCAAUAAUCCUAGUUAUAUUAGUGAUUCUGGAUAUGCCUAUAAUCCUGGAUAUGCCAGUGAUCACUGA